UCUUCUCCGUGACGCGGAGAUGCUUAAAAGGCCUCCUCUGUUUGAUUCUUUCAAGCCCCUGCUUCCACUGAAUCCACCCUAGCUCAUGAUUGAAAGUCUCUCUACCAGAUACGGUUCCCAUACCUCUAACUAUCUAGGCCCUACGAGCUCGAUUUUUUUCCAUUUCUUUCAGAGUCUCGGCAAAAUACUCCAUUAUAAGGCUUCUAUUCGCCAGGCCCAGCUCAACUUCGCAGCAUGGCUGCAAAAUUCACCAUCACCUUACUCAUCACCCUAAGCCUUACAACCCACAUCAAGGCCGAUAUCCCCGUCUCCAUCUUCUCCUACACGCCUUACCUCCGACAGCGAGAAUGCGUCAAAGAUUGCAUCUGGCGUUCGGGUCCAACAGCAGAAGACCUCAUCAUCGCCCUCGGGUGCAGAGGGCCAUGGGUUAACGAAUGUUAUUGCAGCGGCAACGAUGAUUACGAACACGCCAGCACAGCUAGCUCCUUUCUCAGGAGCUGCGUGGCCAAGAGCUGCCGAACUUCGUCAACAGAUUCGCUUGUUACGAGCGCUUUUGACCUUUAUGAUGAGUACUGUGCCGAGGCGGGGAUGGCGGUACCUUUGGUGGUGGCUAGUCCUACCAGGACUGAGGAUAAGGUGACGGAUGUGGUGACUGGGUCUGGAGGAGAUCGGGAGCCGACGGCGGGUGGAGGGUCUGAUUCAGGAAUGUCUAAUACAGGUUCAGGUUUAUCCACCGGCGUGAAAGUCGGGAUAGCAGUCGGCUCUGCAGCCGCUGUUUUGGCGCUGGUUGCAUCUGCUGUCAUUACCUGGCGACUAAAGGUCAACGCUCGUGUAUCUCCUCCCCGGCGCAGGAAUGUUACUGAAGUCCGAACCAAUGACACCGGGAAAACUAAAAUUCCUCGACUGCAAAUAAUUCGGCACCCAGGGCUUCCAGCAGCGACAACUCGUUACAACUAAAGAGCCGAAAUAUGCCAAGAUUCUCUGACCUCCAAACGAACUACAUUCACGUUCCACAUACCGCAUGCAAGCGUUCACCGGCCCUCGUGGCCCUACCGGGUAUUACACGGCCCCGGCCUGUCAAAUGUGAAAGGCGCUACGUCAUUGGGCCGCAUCUACAUCUCCGUGCGCGCCGUCCCGAUCUCUGCGGACGGGAUCUUCGAACGUGCAUGCCGAGUGGCGGCUUACAAGGGGCUUCUCCGCAGUUGCAGUCAAAUAUCCGGAGUGCGUCUGAGGAGAAGAGGAGAUGGGGUGACAACCGCC
Messenger RNA from Neurospora hispaniola, 1260 nucleotides. RefSeq lists its product as uncharacterized. NCBI's taxonomy places the organism in Eukaryota, Fungi, Ascomycota, Sordariomycetes, Sordariales, Sordariaceae. The record is from RefSeq and is a predicted model, not a curated record. Bases 235 to 957 code for a protein of 240 amino acids. The transcript is spliced from 2 exons.